AAUCACCUCUGGGAUUUUUAUGUUUUCUUAAACAAACCAAAAACCACUGAAAAUUGUGAAAAAAAAAACCCGUUUUUUCUUAGUUUUUGUUAUACAAUUUUGUAAAUAGGUGAUUUUUCUCCUUCACUGAUGUGCGCUAAUGAGGCUGCAGUGAUGGCCACUGAUAGGUUGCACUGAUGGACACUGAUGAGGAGGCACUGGUGGUGGCACUGAUUGGCAGCACUGAUAGGUGGGACUGAUUGGCAUUGAUAGG
Messenger RNA from Staurois parvus, 253 nucleotides. The record is from the annotation of a GenBank genome assembly. Lineage: Eukaryota; Metazoa; Chordata; Amphibia; Anura; Ranidae.